Diaporthe batatas is the source of this 2497-nucleotide messenger RNA. RefSeq lists its product as uncharacterized. The transcript is spliced from 3 exons. Gene Ontology annotation, molecular function: methylcrotonoyl-CoA carboxylase activity. Gene Ontology annotation, cellular component: methylcrotonoyl-CoA carboxylase complex; mitochondrion. NCBI's taxonomy places the organism in Eukaryota, Fungi, Ascomycota, Sordariomycetes, Diaporthales, Diaporthaceae. The coding region runs from base 45 to 1898 and encodes 617 amino acids. Gene Ontology annotation, biological process: L-leucine catabolic process. The record is from RefSeq and is a predicted model, not a curated record.
GCGCCUAGCUUUCUUAGCAACCUGUCUCGUUUCCCCGUCCUCGAAUGCUGUUGUCGCGCGGACGUGGUCUCGCCUUGUUCCCAGAGAGCACCAUGUCGUCGAUGCGGAGCCCAGGAUCAGGUCUGGUCCCUCGGGUGGCCCGCUCAUUACCCCGGACUCGACUCCAGAUCCACCCUCAUGCCCGCCCGGGGCUCCCAUGCCAGCGACGACCCGCCGUCCCCGUCCUCCCCGUCCUCCCCGUCCUCCCCGUCCUCCCCACGGGGAACGGGAGCAAGCGAACAGUCGCCACCUUCACGCCUCCGUACCAGUCACAAGCAAUCUCCACGAUCCAGUCCACCGUAGACACGAGCAGCGAUGAGUUCAAGGAGAACCAGCGGGCCAUGGACGAGGCCAUGGCGCGCCUGGCCGAGCUCACGCGCAAGGUCCAGCAGGGCGGGUCGCCGGCGGCCAGAGACAAGCACCUGGCAAGGGGCAAGAUGCUGCCGCGGGACAGGGUCACGGCCCUGAUAGACCCGGGCACCACCUUCAUGGAGCUGGGCGGGCUGGCUGGCCACGAGCUGUACCCGGAGGCUGACGUCCCCGCCGGCGCCAUCAUCACGGGCGUGGGCGUCGUGGAGGGCGUCACAUGCGUCAUCGUUGCCAAUGACAGCACUGUCAAGGGCGGCACGUACUAUCCCAUCACCGUGAAGAAGCACCUCAGGGCCCAGGCUGUUGCUCACGAGAACAAGUUACCUUGCAUCUACCUCGUGGAUUCUGGCGGCGCGAACCUGCCCCACCAGGCCGAUGUUUUCCCAGACCGCGAUCAUUUCGGGCGCAUCUUCUACAACCAGGCACGCAUGUCCGCGGCUGGGAUCCCGCAGAUAUCCGUCGUCAUGGGACCCUGCACGGCAGGCGGCGCCUACGUGCCCGCCAUGUCCGACGAGAGCAUCAUUGUGCAGGACCAGGGCCACAUCUUCCUCGCGGGCCCGCCUCUGGUCAAAGCUGCCACCGGAGAGACGGUCAGCGCAGAGGAACUUGGCGGCGGCAAGAUGCACUCGAGCGUCUCGGGUGUGACCGACUACCUGGCUGUGGAUGACGCCCACGCCCUCGUGCUAGCGAGACGGUGUGUCAGUAAUCUGAACUGGCCUCACAGGUCAGGCCCGCCGCAGCAAGAGACGGCAUUCUCCGAGCCGCUCUACCCCCCGACUGAGCUCUUGGGCAUAGCAUCCACCAACCUCCGAAAGCCGCUUCCCAUCCACGAGGUGAUUGCCCGUGUGGUCGACGGUUCUGCCUUUGCCGAGUUCAAGCGCGACUACGGCAAGACACUGGUGACGGGAUUUGCGAACAUCUACGGUCAACAGGUCGGCAUCGUUGCCAACAACGGGAUCCUCUUCUCCUCUUCUGCCCUAAAAGGGGCCCACUUCAUCGAGCUGUGUAGCCAGCGGGGUAUCCCACUUGUCUUCCUGCAGAACAUCAGCGGCUUCAUGGUCGGCAGCGACGCCGAGAGGGAAGGCAUCGCAAAGAACGGCGCGAAGCUCGUCACAGCCGUGGCUUGCGCCGAUGUCCCCAAGUUUACAGUAGUGGUCGGCGGCAGUUACGGUGCUGGCAACUACGGCAUGUGUGGGAGGGCGUACUCGCCGCGCUUCCUGUGGAUGUGGCCCAACGCUAGGAUCGGCGUGAUGGGUGGAGAACAGCUGGCCGCAGUCAUGGAAACCGUGGGCAAGACAGUUGAUAAGGGGCUGAAGGAAAGAAUCGAGAAGGAGAGUGACGCUGUCUACUCGAGCGCAAGAUUAUGGGAUGACGGAGUCAUUCCACCACAACACACGAGGCGAUACCUAGGCCUGGGUUUGCGCGCUGCCAUGUCCGGCCGGAAUGAAGUUAGACCUGGCGGCACAAAAUUUGGCGUUUUCCGAAUGUAGCUGAAAAUUCAAACUCGACCAACGAGACUCCUUGACAACAUCUUGGUUCCCAUGUCCUCGCCGAGGUGCAUCUCCUGGGCCACUCACUGAUUCAUUUCCAUUGAUACUGAAUACGUAGCGAUGCAGGAAUGCAGAAAGGUUCCACUAUAUCAGUCCGGGUAUUAGACCUUGGGAGACAGCCGACAAACUCCCUCGGAAUCACGGUGUUUUGGAUAGACUCGCAGGAGAAGGGAACUUGGUCUGGUUUCCAACUGGAAGACUACACCCUUCAAUGGAGACUUCGACGAUAAGAUUUGCAAUACAUUACAGGUGUUGGGUCUUGAGUGCUUACCACCGUAUGAAGGCGCCAUGUAUGUCCUCGGACGUAUACGGAAUAGAAGCGAAACCACAUAUUCUAGAUGGACGUCGUGCAAAGAGAUAAGUUCGGCGCUGGUGUUUCUCGACGAGGGACGAGUCCGCAUUUACAAGAUGGCGCCAGCUAUGUUUUCCGAACGAUGAUCGGCUGUGUAGACCAAAUUUUGGAGCACUUGAUUCAAAAAUGAGUUUUCAAGCAAUCACAAUAGUCCAUCCAUCAAUGCUAAGCGUCGGUCAGAUUGCAA